Molecule: messenger RNA, 2173 nt
Organism: Brassica rapa (field mustard)
Lineage: Eukaryota; Viridiplantae; Streptophyta; Magnoliopsida; Brassicales; Brassicaceae
Product: transcription factor MYB72
Source: RefSeq, a predicted model, not a curated record
UUUCGGAUCCGUGGAUGCACUGUAGCCUAAUGGUUAAAGUUUAAAGGUUUAUACAUUCAUGUUUGAGAUUUAAUUCUAAGACUAUACAAUUUUAGCAGAUUAUAUUAUAUGAUGUGAAGCUUAUUAAAGGUUCUAGAGUACUGUUGGCAAAGCCGUUCGUUGUGUUCGUCUGAUGUAGAGAGAAUAUGUCCAUCGAAUAUGUUAUACAUGUAGAAGAGUCUGUCGAUUCAAGUGUUUCAAGAAGAGUUUCAUCGUGGAAUCAUUAUCAGUGGAGCAUCAAUAUCGCAUAUGUUGUAGAUAGUUAGUUAUAAUAUCUAAUAAAGUUAGAGAUUUUAUGAUGAUGUAAUGUGUUAUCCGGUGUUAAAAAAAUUUACUCAAGAUCAAAAUUCUAAACUCAAAAAUCUUAUUUGCAUAAAAUAUAUAUAAGAUAAUAAAAAGUAAAGAUAUAAAAUAUUUCUAUGAUGCUCAUACCGAUAUUUUUUUUUUUCUUAAGUCAUCAUCAGUUAACCUCGCUGGUUGUUUUUUUUUUGCUGUUCACAAGAAUACUUGUACAUGUAUAUAAAAAAAAAAGAAGCGUAUUCACAAUGAUCACUUGGAUGGCAGUUCACAUCCGUACUUUCCAUGCUUUGGUUCUGUGUACGAAUGAAGUGCCUUAAGUUAAUUAAUAAGAGAGUUUUAUUGAAUGGAGUGGAAAAACUUAUAUAUAGUAUAUAGUUGGUCCCUUCGUGGACACCCAAUAAAAUAUAACAUCUGACGUAAGGGUUAUUAUCUAUGAUCAUGUAUAUAGGAUCUCCUAGUAAUCAAAUCAUAACACAACAAUUUUAUACACCAAGUAUAAUUAUAUAGAGAAAGUGGGACGUUAAGAAUGGGGAAAGGAAGAGCACCAUGCUGUGACAAGAGCAAAGUGAAGAGAGGGCCAUGGAGCCCAAAAGAAGAUCUUACUCUCAUCACUUUUAUUCAGAAACAUGGCCAUCACAAUUGGAGAUCUCUUCCCAAGCUUGCUGGAUUGAUGAGGUGUGGGAAGAGUUGUCGACUGAGAUGGAUAAACUAUCUGAGACCGGACGUGAAGCGAGGGAACUUCAGCAAAGAGGAGGAAGAUGCCAUCAUCCACUUCCAUCAAACUCUUGGAAACAAGUGGUCAAAGAUCGCGUCCUUCUUACCUGGAAGAACCGACAACGAGAUAAAAAACGUGUGGAACACUCAUCUCAAGAAACGACUAUUUCCCAACUCAUCCUCUUAUUCAUCCAUCUCUUGCCCUAAUGAUCGACCCACAGAAGCAGAUCAAAAGAAGAACUAUGCCAUCGUCCAAGAAGAACGAAAUUCUAGGGAUAAUGAGAGCCAAGACCCACCUUCGUCGUCUCAUCUCCACGGCAAACAUAUGCACACAAAGCCAGAGCUUCAUGAGGUUAAUGAACUCCACGAGAUCCAACUCCUUCUCGACCAUGACGACUUUGAUGAUAUAACCUCAGCGUUUCUUCAAACAACCGAAACGUUAUUUCCAGUGCAACCACUUGACUCGCUUCUUCAGACUCACACCUUAACCGGGUUUCACAAUACAGGCGGAACGACUCAAGAGGCAACCGAACCACAAUCAUUUGAUCAUUCUCAACCGGAAAUUCCAUGCGGAUUUGAAGAAACAAACGGAGAAUUUGACUUGUGGUCGCAGCCUAGUCCUAAUAGUGAGGAGUUUGACGAGUGGCUCAGCUUUAUGGACAACCAAGCUUACUUUGAUGACUUUACUUUGUUCGGAGAAGUAUGCCUAUGAAUAUAUGCACGACCAUAAUGCAUGAUGAGCGUUGUCUUAACUUUUGCAUAUUGCAAAUAUCACCUGUAUUUAUAAACCUAUAUGCAUCAUAUCUUCAACUAUGACACUAUACGUUGAUGACUUCACUUUGCUAAAUUCAUCAAAAUAACUAAAAGUUUCGGUGUAAACGCUACAGAAGGUGAGGAGAGUUGUGAAGCUUCGAGUUAUAUACAUAUAUGACACAAAUUGACUUCUAAUAUUUAUUUGAUUUUACGUAUAACUUUAAAAAUAUUACAAGACUAAAACAUUAAAUUAAAUCAAACAUCAAACUAUUUAUAUUUGAUAAAGUUUUUCAUUUAAAACACUCAAACAUUAAAUAUAUUUUGGAAAAUAUUUUUAUGCAAAUGUUUUUACUUGAUUAAUAUUUGA